CAGCCGCGGGGCGCAUGCGCGCGCGUCUCCUGUCGCCGGCCGCUGCGCUCCGCGGCGCGGAAUAGAAUGAACUGUAACAAAACAAGCCGAGCCUUUGUAUCUGCUUAAAGGGGCCGCGGGCACUUACCUCCCGCCCCGCUCCCCACGGCCCCGCCACCGCGUCUCCACGGCUCCCGGCAACUGGCUGGAAGGGCUUCCUUCACCCUCAGGAACAGCCCGCCCGCGAGGAGAGAAGAGCCGGGCGGGAGGCAAAGAGGAGGCACCGCAUUUGUAAAAGGCAAGAGAGAAAGGAAGGAAGGAAGGAAAAGAAAUAACCCGAGCGGCGCAGAGUGGACUCUGGUCCGGAGAGCACGGGCGGGCGCCGGAACGUGGACCCGGAGGCACCGGAAUGCAAACAAAGCUCGCGGGCGCCGGUGCGGGGCUCGCGGGGAAGCCCAGAAAGUUUGUUUUAUGAUGGCUUGAGUGCGCGAGCGUGUGCAGGGGAGCGAGGCUGCCAAGUUUCUCUCUCCUGUUUUGUGAUUCGGGGAGAGAUGUUUCUCCCAUGAACCAGCGGAGGCUUGGGGGCUCGUGCUGUGGGGGGCACCUGUCUCUCGUUUUAUUUUAUUUUUUUGGAGGAGGGGUGUAACUCAUCAUGUCCAAAGUGAUCCAGAAGAAGAACCACUGGACUAGCAGGGUUCACGAAUGCACCGUGAAGCGGGGACCCCAGGGCGAGCUGGGGGUGACGGUGCUGGGAGGCGCGGAGCACGGGGAGUUUCCGUACGUCGGAGCGGUGGCGGCGGCCGAGGCGGCGGGGCUUCCCGGCGGCGGCGAGGGCCCGAGGCUGGGGGAAGGGGAGCUGCUUCUGGAGGUGCAGGGGGUCCGGGUGUCCGGCUUGCCCCGCUAUGACGUGCUGGGGGUCAUCGACAGCUGCAAGGAGGCCGUCACCUUCAAAGCCGUCAGACAAGGAGGAAGGCUGAACAAGGACCUGCGACAUUUUCUCAGUCAGCGGUUCCAGAAAGGGUCUCCUGAUCAUGAGCUCCAGCAGACCAUAAGGGAUAACCUUUACCGCCAUGCUGUGCCUUGCACAACCCGAUCUCCCAGAGAAGGAGAAGUGCCUGGCGUGGACUAUAACUUUCUGACUGUAAAGGAGUUCUUGGACCUCGAGCAGAGCGGGACUCUUCUGGAAGUCGGCACCUAUGAAGGAAACUAUUAUGGGACACCCAAGCCUCCUAGCCAGCCAGUCAGUGGGAAAGUGAUCACGACGGAUGCCUUGCAAAGCCUUCAGUCUGGCUCUAAGCAGUCGACCCCGAAGAGAACCAAGUCCUACAAUGAUAUGCAAAAUGCUGGCAUAGUCCAUGCGGAGAAUGAGGAAGAGGAUGAUGUUCCUGAAAUGAACAGUAGCUUUACAGCAGCCGAUUCUGGUGAACAAGACGAGCACACUCUCCAAGAAACGGCACUACCACCUGUGAAUAGUAGCAUCAUCGCUGCUCCCAUCACGGACCCUUCUCAGAAGUUCCCUCAAUACCUACCUCUUUCUGCAGAGGAUAAUUUAGGUCCUCUACCUGAAAACUGGGAGAUGGCCUAUACCGAAAAUGGAGAAGUCUAUUUUAUAGACCAUAACACGAAAACAACUUCUUGGUUAGACCCUCGGUGCCUGAACAAGCAGCAGAAGCCUCUGGAAGAGUGUGAAGAUGAUGAAGGGGUACACACCGAGGAGCUGGACAGUGAACUAGAACUGCCUGCUGGUUGGGAAAAGAUCGAAGACCCUGUCUAUGGUAUCUACUAUGUAGACCACAUCAACAGGAAGACACAGUAUGAAAAUCCAGUUCUAGAAGCCAAGCGGAAGAAGCAGUUUGAGCAGCAGCAGCAACAGCAGCAGCAGCAGCAGCAACAGCAGCAGCAACAGCAGCAACAGCAGCAGCAGCAGCAGCCCCAGCAGACGGAAGAAUGGACAGAAGAUCACUCAGCCCUUGUGCCUCCUGUUAUUCCAAACCACCCCACAAGCAAUCCAGAACCAGCCAGAGAAGCUCCACUUCAGGGCAAACCCUUUUUUACACGAAACCCUUCUGAGUUGAAAGGCAAGUUCAUUCACACGAAGCUGCGGAAAAGCAGUCGUGGCUUUGGCUUCACGGUGGUUGGAGGGGAUGAACCUGAUGAGUUUCUCCAGAUCAAGAGCUUGGUCCUAGAUGGUCCUGCUGCAUUGGAUGGCAAGAUGGAAACAGGGGAUGUGAUUGUCAGUGUGAAUGACACCUGUGUUUUGGGACACACACAUGCUCAAGUUGUGAAGAUCUUCCAGUCUAUCCCCAUUGGUGCCAGUGUGGACCUUGAGCUCUGCCGAGGUUAUCCAUUGCCUUUUGAUCCAGAUGACCCCAAUACAAGUUUAGUGACCUCGGUAGCCAUUUUGGAUAAAGAGCCAAUUAUUGUGAAUGGGCAAGAGACCUAUGAUUCACCAGCUAGCCACAGUAGCAAAACAGGCAAAGUCAAUGGCAUGAAGGAUGCCAGGCCAAGCAGCCCAGCGGACGUGGCUUCAAGUAGUUCUCAUGGUUAUCCUAAUGACACUGUUUCUUUGGCUUCCUCCAUAGCCACUCAGCCAGAACUCAUAACUGUUCAUAUCGUCAAAGGGCCAAUGGGCUUUGGUUUUACUAUUGCAGACAGUCCUGGUGGGGGUGGCCAAAGAGUGAAACAGAUUGUUGACAGCCCAAGGUGCCGAGGCCUGAAAGAAGGGGAUCUCAUAGUGGAAGUUAAUAAGAAGAAUGUGCAGGCUCUAACUCACAACCAAGUGGUGGAUAUGCUGGUUGAGUGUCCUAAGGGGAGUGAGGUCACAUUGUUGGUGCAACGAGGAGGACUGCCAGUUCCCAAGAAGAGCCCAAAGUCGCAACCACUGGAAAGGAAAGACAGCCAGAAUAGUUCUCAGCACAGUGUUUCCAGCCACCGGAGCCUGCACACAGCAUCCCCAAGCCACAGCACACAGGUGCUCCCCGAGUUCCCACCUGCAGAGGCCCAAGCUCCAGAUCAAACUGACAGCUCUGGCCAGAAAAAACCAGAUCCUUUUAAAAUCUGGGCCCAGUCCAGGAGCAUGUAUGAAAACCGACCUAUGUCACCUUCACCUGCAUCGGGAUUGAGCAAGGGUGAGAGAGAGAGAGAAAACAAUUCCACGAAUUUUGGAGAAUGUCCGAUUCCAGAUUACCAGGAACAGGACAUCUUCCUCUGGAGAAAAGAGACUGGAUUUGGAUUUAGGAUUCUGGGUGGAAAUGAACCAGGGGAACCUAUUUAUAUUGGUCACAUCGUACCAUUGGGUGCUGCUGAUACAGACGGCCGCCUGAGGUCUGGAGAUGAAUUAAUCUGUGUGGAUGGGACGCCAGUAAUUGGAAAAUCACACCAGCUUGUGGUCCAGCUUAUGCAACAAGCUGCCAAGCAAGGCCACGUCAAUCUCACGGUGCGGCGUAAAGUGGUUUUUGCGGUGCCCAAAACCGAGAACGAGGUUCCCUCGCCAGCCUCCUCUCAUCACAGUAGCAACCAGCCGGCCUCGCUGACAGAAGAGAAGCGCACACCGCAGGGCAGCCAGAACUCGCUGAACACCGUGAGCUCGGGCAGCGGCAGCACCAGCGGCAUCGGCAGCGGCGGCGGCGGGGGCAGCGGUGUGGUCAGCACCGUAGUGCAGCCCUACGACGUGGAGAUCCGGCGCGGGGAGAACGAGGGCUUCGGCUUCGUCAUCGUGUCCUCGGUGAGCAGGCCCGAAGCAGGCACGACCUUUGCAGGCAAUGCAUGUGUGGCUAUGCCUCACAAAAUAGGUCGGAUUAUUGAGGGGAGCCCUGCUGACCGCUGUGGCAAGCUGAAAGUAGGAGACCGGAUCUUGGCAGUAAAUGGAUGUUCCAUCACCAACAAAUCCCAUUCAGACAUUGUGAACCUAAUCAAGGAAGCAGGAAACACAGUUACCCUCCGCAUCAUUCCUGGGGAUGAGUCCUCGAAUGCAACCUUGCUGACCAAUGCAGAGAAGAUCGCCACCAUCACCACCACACACACCCCUUCUCAGCAGGGGGCCCAGGAGACAAGGAAUACCACCAAACCAAAGCAGGAAUCUCAGUUUGAGUUCAAAGCUCCCCAGGCAACACAGGAGCAAGACUUUUACACUGUGGAACUGGAAAGAGGAGCCAAGGGAUUUGGCUUUAGCCUUCGAGGGGGCCGAGAGUAUAAUAUGGACCUCUACGUUCUGCGCUUAGCAGAGGAUGGUCCUGCAGAGAGGUGUGGAAAGAUGAGGAUUGGUGAUGAAAUUUUAGAGAUCAAUGGUGAGACCACCAAAAACAUGAAGCAUUCUCGAGCUAUAGAACUGAUUAAGAAUGGUGGCCGCAGAGUUCGUCUGUUUCUGAAGCGGGGAGACGGCUCAGUACCAGAAUAUGCGAUGAUACCUCCUAAUAUCGCUGCAUGUAUGAGAAAUGAAAAGCUCGGGGAGGCUUGCUUCUACCUUAUGGGCCAUAAUCAAACUACGACCCCAGCAGCGACCGCCACGGCCCCGCCACCGGUCCACAAGGUGUUCCGGAAGUGAGGGCCGGGCCCGACCGCCGGCAGCAUCCGUCAUUGGAGUCCAGUUACCUACCCGAUCUUCACAAAUCAUCACUACAUGGGGAAAAGCGGGAACACGCGAGGGAUCCGAAAGGCAGCAGGGAGUAUAGCAGACAACCCAAUGAACACCACACCUGGAAUGGGACUUCGAGGAAACCCGACAGCGGGGCAUGCCGACCCAAGGACCGGGCGCCGGAGGGACUGAGGGACGCGCAGGCCGAGCGCGCGGCGGCCGCCAACGGCCCCAAGAGGCGGUCCCCGGAGAAGCGGAGGGAGGGCACCCGCAGCGCCGACAACACUUUGGAGAGGAGGGAGAAGCACGACAAGAGACGAGAGGUCUCUCCCGAGCGGAGGCGAGAGCGGUCACCCACCCGCAGGAGAGACGGCUCGCCCAGCCGGCGGAGACGGUCUCUGGAGAGACUCCUGGAGCAGAGGAGGUCCCCCGAGCGCAGGAGAGGAGGCUCGCCCGAGCGGAGGGCCAAGUCCACCGACCGGAGGCGCGCGCGCUCCCCCGAGCGCAGGAGAGAGCGGUCCCUGGACAAAAGGAACAGAGAGGACAGAGCCAGCCACCGAGAAAGGGAAGAGGUGAAUCUGAAACAGGAUGCUGGCAGAAGUUCCAGACAUCCCCCGGAGCAGAGAAGGCGACCUUACAAAGAAUGUAGCACCGACCUCAGUAUCUGAGACGCUGAGUCACAUUCCAACCUUUACCGUGUCAAAGGUUCUAAGAGGAAGGUCACAAACCUGAAAUUAUUUAGUUUCUUAUCUAAUGAAGCAUCUGACACCUGAUGAUCCUAUGAAUAACAACAAACAUUUUAUGCAUUUGAAAUCUUAUAAGAAAAAAAUAUAUGAAAAGUAUUGUGCCUGAUGUAUCAUAUUAAAGAAAGUAUUUUUAAAUGCAUACUUUUUUGGAAAUUAUUUGCCAAAUGCUGGCCCAAAGGGAUAUAAAUUUUGUUGCUACGUAACCUGUAGAAUCGUCAAGAAUCGUUCCCAUUUUUGGGCAAUCUUUUUCUCUCCUGGUUAAAUGGGGCUGUUGAUCAUUUUCUCUAAGUAAGGGAAUUUAUUGAUUAAGUUUAAUUAAUUUGAUAUGGAGUGUUAUGUAGUGAUGUAGUGCUAUACUGUAGUCAGGAGUUUUUCUUAAAAGCAGAGAGCAAAAAGGCAAAGUUUUAUUUGUAAAAGCUGAGGACCCUUUGGGAUGGAUUAAGUUUGCUGAUGAUCCUAAAAUUAAGCAAACUGUAUGACAAGACUACUAUUGCAAAUGAAGGAUAUUUAUAGCUGAACUGUGCAGCACAAAGUUUUAUAUUGUGAGUUAUAGUUGGUUCAGAAAACAGUUUGUACUCUCCCUGGCCCAGGAAGGCACAGAGACAAAAAUGUCGGCUACCUUUACCUAAUACAGCCCAAGCACAGUCAGGUUCAUGAUCAUCUCCAAUAUCUAAUAAAAUCUCAUUUAAGGCAAUGCCAUCACAGCUUUGCUCAGUUACUGCAAGAAACAGACAACAAGCAUCUUCCAUGUUGUCUCAUUGGAAGCUGAAUAGUAGAUGGAAUGGGGACAGCAUGCCUGGUGUGAGGAUAAGAUCUCCAAUUUGGAAAGCAUGGCCCCUGUUUUUAGUAUAAGCCCAUGGUUGCCCUUUGCCAAAUUGGGGAAGAGGGAAUGAGCCUUGGUGGAAGGAACCUCUCUGUUGAUAUUUAAAGAAUUGAGGGCUGUGGAUAUUCAUUCUUAGAAAUGCCAAUUUCACCUUGAAACCAUAGUCCAAGUCUCUAGGUUGGUGGAAGGGAAAGAAAGGAAGUGGUCCCAGUGGUUCUAGAUCUGGUUGGGAAACUUCUGCCUCAUGACUCUGUCCUUUGAGUCUUUGGACAGCAGCACAAAACAUAAUGAUUUUUCUUUUUGAACAGACCCAUUCUUUUUGAUACCACAGGAGUUGUGGUUGGGUCGGCCAUAGCCCCGGGAUGUGGUUUAAGUGGAUUACUGCCUAGCUGAGCCAAAAUGUUUGCUUGUACCUGUUGGACCACUACAGCAAACCUGCUUACAGUGCAUUGUGUAUUUCUGUAGUACUUUUGCAUUUUCCAUACAGACAGAAAACUUUGCAAGUCAAUCACUGUUGUUCCCAUGGUACUGUAAGAAAAAAAAGGAAAAAGAAAAAAAAAAGAAAACCAGCCAAUCAUUGUGUGUACAGAGCUAAAAAUUGUAAUUAAUAGAGCCUGUUGGGAAAAAAAAAAAAAGAAAACAACUGUUGCCUUUUUUUCUUGUAUAAAAGAGAAUUUAUGACAAAAAUUUAGCUGUGAGGAAUGUGAUAUGUGUUUAUAUUUCUGAAUAUGGAACAAAUUGAUUCAUGGGGAUAUAUUUUAAUGUAAACUAAAUCAGGUAUGUAAAGUUGUUUUAAAAUGGGAGACUAUAUAAGCAAUUCUCUAAAGCUUUAGUUGGUUUGAAUUAUCAUCAUUUCCUCCAUGGUGAGCCUGCUUGUGAAUUAUUAAGCACUUGUUUGCAUUCUCUGUUUUUCACUCAUUUAUUUCUUGCAGUGUGCUAUGGACUUAAUGCUCUUUCUGUAUUGAUGAAAAGCAGUAUGUGGGCCAAUCUUUUUAUAAAACACUAUGCAUAUAUAAAUAUUACAUUGUUCAUAGCUUUAUUUGACUUAUGGGUUUAUACAUAACAUUAGAAUGAGUAGCUAUAGUUGUGUGGACAUUUGAAAAGAAGUUCCUUUCCUGGAACAGACACAAUACACAUUCUAUAGCUAAAAAGGAGGGAAAAGUCUGUGAAUGCUAUUUUUAUUAUUAAAGUUUUCCAUACAAAGCAUACAUUGAGCUGUAGUAAGGCUGAGGAAGAGUACAACUGAAUAAUGAUGUUCUUUUCCAUCAAAUUCCUGAGAGUCAACUUGGAGAUUUUAUUCCCAAGACUCUACUGCUAGGAUUCUUCUCACUAGUUCUAACAAAAUCUGUGAUGUUAAAUGACUUAUACUCUCAAUUGUGGUCCAGAGUUUUAAAUAAAUGAAAUCAAGGUGGAUUUGGAGAGUAUAUCCUGAAGUUAACAUCUCGAUGUCCUUCUUGUUGUAAGAUGAUAUUUGACAUUUUUAAAUCUAUGUGCUACCCACCUGGGCUUGUCUCAAUCUGUGGACUUUUUGGUGUGGCAGUUUCACCUGAAUUCCACACAUCAUAUUUGUUUGGAAAUAUUGUACUGUAUAGGGACUAUGCAUUAAGCAGAAAGAGUUUUCGUUGAACUACUGUAACCUUAAAUUGGAAACUGAUUCUUGUGAACCUACUUUCCUUAAUCCCGCUCCUCUACUUAAUGUAAAUGUCUUGAUGAGAGAUGAUGGAUGACUAUUUUGUAUGAUGAAAUCAAAUGAUUUAGGCAUUUAUCUCCCUCCAUUACACAGUUGAUGCCUGAAAGAAUGUUGGGGGGGAGGACUCAACACCCUAAUUGUAUUUUUUAAGUUUCUUUUGUGAAAGAUUUUUUAAUGCAUUUUUACUGUAAAAAUACAUGGAAAUGUAUGCAUUCCACAACCAC
Messenger RNA from Cebus imitator (Panamanian white-faced capuchin), 8035 nucleotides. It is a transcript of the gene MAGI1, whose product is annotated as membrane associated guanylate kinase, WW and PDZ domain containing 1. Gene Ontology annotation, biological process: signal transduction. Bases 632 to 4522 code for a protein of 1296 amino acids. The record is from RefSeq and is a predicted model, not a curated record. NCBI's taxonomy places the organism in Eukaryota, Metazoa, Chordata, Mammalia, Primates, Cebidae. Gene Ontology annotation, molecular function: protein binding. Gene Ontology annotation, cellular component: cytoplasm. The transcript is spliced from 25 exons.